Tachysurus fulvidraco (yellow catfish) is the source of this 3657-nucleotide messenger RNA. It is a transcript of the gene tbx3a, whose product is annotated as T-box transcription factor 3a. The transcript is spliced from 7 exons. NCBI's taxonomy places the organism in Eukaryota, Metazoa, Chordata, Actinopteri, Siluriformes, Bagridae. Gene Ontology annotation, biological process: positive regulation of DNA-templated transcription; regulation of transcription by RNA polymerase II; positive regulation of cell population proliferation. Gene Ontology annotation, molecular function: DNA-binding transcription factor activity, RNA polymerase II-specific; RNA polymerase II cis-regulatory region sequence-specific DNA binding. The record is from RefSeq and is a predicted model, not a curated record. Gene Ontology annotation, cellular component: nucleus. Bases 656 to 2800 code for a protein of 714 amino acids.
UCACAUCCACACGGCUCUGCAGCUCGUGGAAUUCAGAAGCACUGGUAAGAUCUCGAUGCUGGGAACUCGCCACCUCCGCGCGGGCCAAACGGACUUUCUCUAACGUUUGUGUGUGUAUGUGGGUUUUUUAUUUUGUAGGAAAUGCGUGUGUGCGUGAAGACAUGGGCUACGUAAUAAACUAAUGUACUCGGGGAAAAUUAAUUUGAGCCACCAGUGCGUCUGUGUGGAAGGAGUGAUCUAAACGCAACCACAGCGAACGCGUUUCCAGCAGAAUGUAGAUUGAAUACCAGCAACAUGAACGCAUAUUUAUAAACAAAUCACUGUAACUCGCACUCUUUUGCUUUUGUAUUUGUGUGUAUUUGUUUUUCUCGUGCUGUUCAAGCGAACUGUACACACGUACGACAGCAUUUGAAGAUAAACUAUACAGCAACGCCGACGAGGACUUAAUGGAUUGCCUUCUCUUGUACUCUGUUGCAAUCACUUUACUGGAAUCAAUCUAACGAAACGCACCACGCUACUCGAACCUAGGCGGUGGAUGCUUAGGUUUUAUUUACUAAACUGGAUUUCUGCGGAUUUUUAAAAAACUGGAUAGCCCUGUAGCGCUGUUAGAAAACCCAAAGCAAGACAUAACUUCUAGACUAUCAGAUAUUGCUAUAUGCAAUAUCUGGACUCUUGGAUGACCUUCCUGAUGAGAGAUCCAGUUAUCCAAGGUUCGAGUAUGGCAUACCACCCGUUUUUACCUAACCGGGGUCCAGAGUUUGCCAUGAGUGCCAUGCUGGGCCACCAACCGCCCUUCUUCCCUGCGUUGGCAUUGCCACCAAACGGCUCGCUUUCACUACCAGGAGCUCUCGGAAAGCCCAUUAUGGAACAGUUGAUGGGCACCGCGGAUUCCGGCCUGCAUUUCUCCUCUCUAGGGCAUCAGGCCGCCGCUGCUCAUCUUCGGCCUCUUAAAACACUCGAGCCGGAGGAGGAAGUAGAGGACGACCCGAAAGUUCAUCUAGAAGCAAAGGAACUUUGGGAGCUCUUCCAUAAGUGUGGCACAGAAAUGGUUAUCACCAAAUCAGGAAGACGAAUGUUUCCUCCGUUUAAAGUAAGAUGCACUGGCCUGGACAAGAAAGCCAAAUAUAUUCUGUUGAUGGAUAUUGUAGCGGCUGACGACUGCAGGUAUAAAUUUCAUAAUUCGCGUUGGAUGGUGGCCGGUAAAGCUGACCCCGAAAUGCCAAAGCGGAUGUACAUUCACCCCGACAGCCCAGCAACUGGCGAGCAAUGGAUGUCCAAAGUCGUCAACUUUCACAAACUUAAACUCACCAACAAUAUCUCAGACAAACAUGGAUUUGCCUUGUUUUCAUUGCAGACAAUUUUGAACUCCAUGCACAAAUACCAGCCAAGAUUUCACAUUGUUCGGGCCAACGACAUUCUCAAACUCCCCUACAGCACGUUCAGAACUUACGUUUUCCCCGAGACUGAUUUUAUUGCUGUUACUGCGUACCAAAACGACAAGAUUACACAGCUGAAAAUCGACCACAAUCCAUUUGCUAAGGGUUUUCGAGAUACUGGAAAUGGACGACGUGAAAAAAGAAAACAGUUGGCCUUACAAUCCUUACGAUCCUACGAGGAACCCCAAAAAAAAGAAAACGGCACUUCUGACGAUUCAUCCGGCGAACAGACUUCGUUUAAAUGCUUUCGUCCAGCUUCAUCUCCUGCCGUGGCCACCGUGGGUCGACAGAGCUUAAAAGACUUCUGUGACAGCGACGAAGACAGUGACGAGGACGAAAGAGACAUAAACCUUAAAGAAGGACCAGACUCAAGCAAAAUCUCCACCACUACCACUGAAGACGCAAAGGAACGGGAAGGUGCUUUGAACAAACUCAACUCGUUUGGAGAAGGUGACUCUCGUUUGAGAGAGAGCAGGACUGAGAAAAGCCGUGCCGAUUCACGACACAGUCCAGUAACGCUCAUUUCUAGCACCACGCGCUCGGGAGAAGAGCUUAAAAGUCCCGCAGGAGAGCAGCCCAAACUGGACGAGUGCCGCUCCGUAAGCAAGGACAGUUAUACAACACCGUUGACGGUUCAGACAGACGCCGGCGUGCAUCUGAACCAGAGCCACUUUCACAAUUUCGGAUUUCCGCCCGGUUUGGCCGGGCAGCAGUUUUUCAAUCACUUGGGAAGCGCCCAUCCUUUCCUCUUGCAUCCCAGUCAGUUCAAUAUGGGAGGUGCGUUUUCCAAUAUGGCCGCCGGGAUGGGGCCAUUAUUGGCAGCCGUGUCCUCCGGAGGAGUGACCAGCAUGGACACGGCCAGUAUGGCGUCACCGUCGCAAAGUCUGACUGGAGCGCCGGGAGUGCCUUUUCAUCUGCAGCAACACGUCCUGGCAUCUCAGGGAUUGGCAAUGUCUCCCUUUGGAGGCCUUUUCUCAUAUCCCUACACGUACAUGGCAGCAGCAGCUGCUGCCUCUUCAGCAGCCACCUCCUCGGUUCAUCGCCACCCGUUCCUUAACGCCGUACGCCCGCGGCUCCGGUACAGCCCUUAUUCAUUACCGAGUGUCCCGGACAGCACUUUGCUUACAACCGCCAUUCCUACCAUCGACCUGAAGGGGGACGUCAUGGCUUCUAGUCCGGUAUCUGCAACUUUGGACUCCACGUCUGAGGUGACCAGCCGUUCUUCGACCAUAUCAUCCGGCUCCGUGUCUCUAUCGCCAAAAACAGGCUCUGAAAAAGAUUCAAACAACGAGUUGCAGAGCAUCCAGCGCCUUGUGAGCGGACUCGAUUCAAAGCAGGACAGAGAGCGAAGCGUAUCUCCAUAAUAAUAAUUAUUAAACAUGAUCUCCAUUGGGAAUCAUUAAGGACAUUGAUGAUACGGAUCGUGUACGACGACGCCCUUCUAGUGAAAGCGGGUUUACAUACGAUGCGAAACUAUAGAUUAAGAAAAUGUUCGAUUUAAAAAUGCACUUUGGUAAAAGACAAAAUUGAAAAAAAAAUCUUUAGUUGUGUUCUUGUCUUCUUAAAUUAAAACAAUCUCCUUUUCUCCUGGUGUUUGAAUAGAUUACCGUAGAAGUAUUGAAUACGCCCAGCUUGGUAAGGAACAUGUCACAGAUGGAAUAAGCUGCUGCUGUUGCUGGGGUGUCACUAGAGUCAUUUUAAUAUGCACUCUUAAUAGAUUCUUAGUUUAUUGGAUAUCUCUUUGUCUAAUAAAAAACUGCUGUUUUUUUUACUUAUAUAUUUUAUUAUUUUAAACCUGUCAUUACUGCCAGAUGGAAGCAGACGUUCUGCAUGUCACGUUUUUUUGUUGUUGUUGUUGUUUUUUUUGUUUGCUUGUUUUUUUGUUAAUUUUUUUGUUUUGUUUUGUUUUGUUUUUUUGUUUUGUUUUUUUAUAACCAAGAUUACCAAAUACACACCAACUACAUCUCACGUGAAAUAUGACAAAGCAGAGCGUGCAAUACAAUACUUCUUAACGGGUUUACUUUCAUCUCAUGUUUAGAGUCAUGUACCCAAAGUCGUUGAGCAAACAGUGAAAAAACUGUAAGCAAAAAUUGGGAAUUUGCAAUCACUCUAACAGCCACGUGUACAUAAAUACAUGGGUUACACCCUAAAUGAAACAAAUCAUCUAAUAUUUUAAGCUACCCCGCGGUACACACACACAAAAAAGGAUUGGAUCCAGCGU